AUGUUUGGGAUCCUGAUUUGCAUCCUGAUGCUGCGGCAGGUGCUCUCUGCCUGCGUUGUGGUGAACGUUUGCCCAGAUACCACAGUGGUUCAGAAUGAGAUCGUUGACCAGCACAAUGCCUUCAGGAGAGCGGUUGAUCCACCAGCUUCCAACAUGCUGAUGAUGAGCUACAGUGAGGAGGUGGCAGCCAGUGCUCAGGCCUGGGUGGACAGAUGCAUCCUGGCUCAUGGAGAGCCCAGCACCCGAAUGCUCAAUGGAUAUGAAUUAGGUGAGAACCUGUUCUAUUCGUCCAAAUCGUUCCCGUGGACGGACGUCAUCGGUGCCUGGCACAGCGAGGUGUCACGCUUCCAGUAUCCCAACGUGUCCACUGAUGGAAAAGCUAUCGGUCACUACACACAGGUGGUGUGGAACAGCUCCUAUAAAGUCGGCUGUGGAAUGACGCUGUGCCCCAACAACAUCUACUUCUACGGCUGCCACUACUACCGAGCAGGAAACUUCAGGUUUUGGCCGCCCUAUAAAGUGGGACCCCCCUGUGCUUCCUGCCCCGGCGCCUGUGUAGAUAACCUCUGCACCAACCCUUGUCCUUACAUCAACGAGUUCAUCAACUGUCCAGCCGUGGUAGCGACGAGGGGAUGCAACAAGCAGGUGGUUGCUCUGUGUCCUGCUGCGUGUCAAUGCAGCGACAAAAUCAUUCCAAUAGCCUGAAGAGGAAUCCUCCAGUCGGCAAAUGUUCACACUAUCUUCACGAGAUUCUCUGUCUGUGAAGUUAGCCAAUACCAUGUAAGCUCUUUAGGAAUAUGAUGAUGAGACAAGCAGGACAUACUUGGAAUAAAAAUCGGGUUCAGGGUUCACUGUCUGAAGCUAUAGGGGAUGUUUGGGGAGUGUUUUAAAAUGUCUGACAUAUAAAAUCAAAACCUUUUUUCCUUCACCAGAGGAAAUAUUCACAUUCUUGCACUUAUUUCAAGUUGGAUUUCAGGUAUAAUCUGAACU
Molecule: messenger RNA, 990 nt
Organism: Pleuronectes platessa (European plaice)
Lineage: Eukaryota; Metazoa; Chordata; Actinopteri; Pleuronectiformes; Pleuronectidae
Product: cysteine-rich venom protein pseudecin
Exons: 7
Coding region: 1-705 (234 amino acids)
Cellular component (GO): extracellular region
Source: RefSeq, a predicted model, not a curated record